Messenger RNA from Phycodurus eques (leafy seadragon), 2229 nucleotides. RefSeq names its product leucine carboxyl methyltransferase 2 (gene lcmt2). The coding region runs from base 112 to 2175 and encodes 687 amino acids. Gene Ontology annotation, molecular function: tRNA methyltransferase activity; protein binding. NCBI's taxonomy places the organism in Eukaryota, Metazoa, Chordata, Actinopteri, Syngnathiformes, Syngnathidae. Gene Ontology annotation, biological process: tRNA methylation; wybutosine biosynthetic process. The record is from RefSeq and is a predicted model, not a curated record. The transcript is spliced from 14 exons.
UGAGCCCUGACAUUUACUGUUUUGCCAAACGUCCAUGGAUAAAUAACAGUACAACACGCUCAAAUGUGUCCGUCGUAGCAUUUUAAAGUAACGUGAGAGUUUACUGAAGGCAUGACUAACAAAAAGAAGCAGAAGGGUUCGGACACAGCGGUGCAAGGGACCAACGACAGCAGCGUGGUGAGUAAAGCGUCUGCUGCAGCUCAGGGCUACUUCCACGAUUGCUUCCUGCAGCACUUUGUGUGCAAAGUGGCGAGGAGAGCGCCACUCAUCAACAGGGGCUACUAUGUGCGCUGGAGAGCAGUGGAGCACUGUUUGCGGACCUUCCUGCAAGUCACACAACAUUGUGCCAAGAGACAGAUUUUGUCUCUGGGCGCCGGGUUCGACUCGCUGUAUUUCCGUCUGCGCGCAGACGCGGCGCUCAACCGGGCCAUCGUGUUUGAAGUGGAUUUCCCAGACGUGACUCGGCGUAAGGCGGCGCUGAUCCGGUCCAAUGUGUCGCUGUCGGGAAUGUUGGACUCCCAGCAUGUACUUCCUCCUACAGGGCCUGUGUAUGUGUCUAGCAGUCAGUACGUCCUGCUUGGGGUGGAUGUGCGACAUGAUUCCAAUGUAGAGGAAGCUCUGGGAAUUGCGGGACUGGACCCGACGGCCCCGACUCUGAUUCUUUCCGAAGUGGUGCUCACCUACAUGAAAACACAAUGGUCAGAUGACAUCAUUUCCUGGGCAGCAAGGCUUUUGCCCCAGUCCCUCUUUGUGAUGUACGAGCAGAUCCAUCCCCAAGAUCCAUUUGGCCGCAUCAUGCAGGAGCACUUCCUAAAGCUCAAUUCCGCUCUGCACGGGCUCCGACAAUAUCCCGACACUGACGCACAAAGGCAGAGGUUCCUUGACAAGGGAUGGGAAAAGUGUGUGUGCUUGGAUAUGAACGAGUUCUUCCUCAAGUUAAUUCCUGAUGAUGAGAGACAGCGAGUGGAACGUUUGGAGCCUUUUGAUGAGUAUGAGGAGUGGCACCAGAAAUGCUCGCACUAUUUCAUCCUCACAGCAUCUCGAGGUUCUCUCACAGCGCAAUCUCUGCUCGUCCAUCCUGCAGUGCCACUCCAAAAUCCACCUCAGAACCCUGCCAGCCUCAUAGUGAAAAUGGAGCCAGUUUGCGUAGAGGCUCUCGGGAUGGCCUCCACAUUGCUGGACGGAGAGCACAUACUGCUCACCGGAGGCUCCUGCAGGACCGGCCGAGGGGCUCCGAGUCGAGUCCUGCUCAAAGACCUUGAGGGCUGGAGAUCCGUCCAUGUACAACCCUCAGUCAGUUUCAGUGUUCGUCUUUACCACACUCUUACUUCUAUUCCUGGGGGAAUGGCUGUGAUAUACGGAGGACGAUCCUCUCCCGUCACCCCGAUCGGAGGCCUUCUCAAAGUCACCCUCCAUCUUGAAGGUUCACCUGGUCCUGAGGAGGUAGUUGAACUUCAUGAGGAGCAGAUGAUGUGUACAGGUGAUCAUCCACCACUUCGAUGGAGACACUCCGCCACUUUGGUCUCACGUCAAGGCAAAGAUUUGUUGUUUGUCUUUGGUGGGAAAAAUGAGUCUGAAACAGUUUUAGGUGAUGGCUACUUCCUGGACCUGGAUCAGCAGCACUGGACUGAGGUGGCAGUAGAGGGUGCUGCACCAGAGGCCCGCCAUUCCCAUUCAGCAUGUUCCUACCAGGGAGGGCUGGUGCUCUUCGGAGGGCACGGAAGAAGGGGGGAGCCGCUGGGGGACGUUGUGGUGAUGAAGCCAAAUGAGAGAGGCUUCUGCUGGGAGAGGAUAGACGUGCAACUCCCACCUUGUCCCAGAUAUUCGCAUGGUGCCCAUGUGAUUGGCGAUCACCUGAUUGUGGUGGGCGGAGUUUGGCUGCAUUCAGCCGGCGUGCCGGGAGUGGCCGUGAUCAACCUUUCCACGCGCUGCAGCGUCGAGUUCAGUCUGGUCACGACCUCAGUGCCUUGGCCUCUGAUGUUGCACUCGUUCUGCUCUGAGUUGAUGGUCCAAAAGGAAGCACAGUUGAUCCUGAUUGGCGGAGGAGGAAACUGUUUUUCCUUUGGGACGCAUUUCAACCCUCAACUUGUCACUGUGGACCUCGGACCGGCACUAAAAGGAACUGAACUAACUUUAAGGUCCUCCAGUUUGACUGAGCAAUUUGCCUCAAUUUAAUGUAUCAUUCUAAAACCCACUGUUGAAUGUUUGCUAAAAUACACAGACAAACUU